Messenger RNA from Anarrhichthys ocellatus (wolf-eel), 1302 nucleotides. RefSeq names its product phospholipase A and acyltransferase 3-like. Gene Ontology annotation, cellular component: cytoplasm. Gene Ontology annotation, molecular function: A2-type glycerophospholipase activity; glycerophospholipid phospholipase A1 activity. Gene Ontology annotation, biological process: N-acylphosphatidylethanolamine metabolic process. NCBI's taxonomy places the organism in Eukaryota, Metazoa, Chordata, Actinopteri, Perciformes, Anarhichadidae. The record is from RefSeq and is a predicted model, not a curated record. Bases 130 to 633 code for a protein of 167 amino acids. The transcript is spliced from 5 exons.
CCGGAUAAACACAACAACAAUCAGCUGGUCGCGCAAAUCUGAGUUUUGGCGUCGUUUCUUUGCGGUGGACAUCAUCUUCAACGGUGCUGAAAGUCAAGCCGGACCAAACCAGACAAAAGAAACACUGACAUGGCCCCGACACUGUAUGAUGAGAAACCAGAGGUCGGGGACUUGAUUGAGAUCUUCCGGGGCUCCUAUCAGCACUGGGCUGUGUAUGUUGGCGAUGGCUUCAUUGUCCACUUGGCACCACCCUCUGAGGUCCUGGGGGCGGGCGCCAACAGUAUGAUGUCUGUAAUAGCUGAGAAGGCCAUUGUGAAGAAAGAGGAGCUGUGGGACGUGGUGGGAAGAAACCACUGGAAAAUCAACAACAGCCUGGACAAGCAGUACCAGCCCCGCCUGGCUCACGUCAUUGUGAGACAGGCCUGUGCGAUGGUGGGCGAUGAGCUGCCCUACUGCGUCUUCAGGGGUAACUGUGAGCACUUUGCAAACGAGCUGCGCUACGGAAAGGCGGAGUCCCGUCAGGUGCGUAAGGCCGGAGAAACUCUCCUGGUGGCCGGUGGGGUUGCAGCGGUGGUUCUGGGUUUCGUGUAUAUGUUGAGCGGCGGCAGAAAAGAAAACAACAACACAGAGUGAUUGAAGUCCCGCGUCGGCUGUUCGGGGACUUGAUGAACGGAUCACCGGCAAAGCCUAACUUGUACUUAUUAAGAUCACUCAAAGAAAACGUUCACUAUCUUGCCUACUUUACUUGCAUGUGUCCCGCAUGUCCUCUUUAGUUUGAUUAACAGUACAAAGCUGGUUGGUUCCUGUAUUUUUCAGACCUUUUAACAUUUCUACAGACGGCAAACAUGAGCACAACAAACAAUAUUUAACCUAAUUAGGCUGCCAAGAUGAAAUAUGUUUAAAUGUUUCAAUUCAAACUGAAGAUUUUGAAGAUGAAUGUUGAUAUUUUUUGGAUUGUAAAGGACGUGAAAGGUUUGUGGGGGUCCUUUCUAUUUAUAAAAACAAAAAUUGUUUGCGGUGUUUGCUUAUGAAGAAAUAAUAUUACUUACUUGACUUGAACCUAUUGACAAGAAGAAUAUUUUACAUAAUCAAAAAUCAGAUAAUAUAAUGAUAUUUUGGCUGUACUAAAAGAAAAGCUCUGUAAUGCACUACAGUUUUCUGUUUAGUGUUAAAGCACCUUGAUAAAUGUGAUCCUGGGCUGAGAGGAGACCAAACUAACACUCCUGCAGUUUUCAUAUGACAUCUCUGACAUUUAAUUGUGUGUAAGUGUUUUGAAUAAAGAAUAAUUUGUGUGAUUCUUGA